UGAAGUAUCUCUUGCUUGACGCGGAGUGAAAUACAGUAGCAUCCCGCAUCCCCGGGCUUGACAGGCUACAUUUGACGAAUUUCACGUUUAACCGGAUCUUACAGUUGGCUGGUUAUCACCAUGGGGGAACUGUUCCGGAGUGAAGAGAUGACCCUGGCCCAGCUGUUUCUCCAGUCAGAGGCAGCUUACUGCUGUGUCAGUGAACUGGGAGAACUUGGCAUGGUCCAGUUUAGAGAUCUUAAUCCAGACGUGAAUGUGUUCCAGCGCAAGUUUGUGAAUGAAGUGAGGAGAUGUGAGGAGAUGGACAGAAAACUAAGGUUUGUAGAGAAGGAGAUCAAGAAAGCCAACAUUCCUACUGUUGACACUGGAGAAAAUCCCGAGGUCCCUUUUCCAAGGGAUAUGAUUGAUCUGGAGGCUACCUUUGAGAAGUUGGAGAAUGAAUUGAAGGAGAUCAAUACCAACCAGGAAGCCCUGAAGAAGAAUUUCCUGGAGCUAACAGAACUCAAACACAUUCUUCGUCGAACACAGCAGUUCUUUGAUGAGAUGGAGGAUCCGAACUUGCUGGAAGAGUCAUCAGCCCUGAUGGAAGGCAACGAGGGGGGCAGAGGGGCUCCCCUCAGAUUGGGAUUUGUGGCCGGUGUGAUCAGCAGAGAGAGGAUUCCAACUUUUGAGAGAAUGCUGUGGCGAGUGUGCCGCGGUAAUGUUUUCUUACGUAAGGCCGAGAUCGAGGAUCCACUGGAAGACCCUACUACCGGAGACCAAGUCCACAAAUCAGUCUUCAUCAUUUUCUUCCAAGGUGAUCAGUUGAAGAACAGAGUGAAGAAGAUUUGUGAAGGGUUCCGUGCUUCGCUCUACCCCUGUCCGGAAACUCCACAAGAGAGGAAAGAGAUGUUGGCUGGGGUCAACAGCCGUAUCGACGAUCUCCAAAUGGUUUUGAACCAGACUGAGGACCACCGCCAGAGAGUGUUACAGGCUGCCUCCAAGACUAUGCGAGUUUGGUUCAUCAAGGUUCGAAAGAUGAAAGCCAUCUACCACACUCUGAACCUGUGCAACAUUGACGUGACCCAGAAAUGUCUGAUUGCUGAGGUGUGGUGUCCCGUCUCAGAUCUGGACUCCAUCCAGUUUGCCCUACGUAGAGGAACGGAGCGAAGCGGUUCAACUGUGCCGUCAAUCCUCAACAGAAUGCAGACCAAGCAGACUCCGCCCACUUUUAACAAGACAAACAAGUUCACCUCCGGCUUUCAGAACAUUGUGGAUGCCUAUGGCAUUGGAAACUACAGGGAAAUCAAUCCAGCUCAAUACACCAUCAUCACCUUCCCUUUUCUGUUUGCUGUCAUGUUUGGUGACAUGGGUCAUGGCCUUCUGAUGACCUGCACUGCUCUCUAUUUAGUCAUUCGAGAAAGUCGCCUCCUUGCACAGAAGAGUGACAAUGAGAUGUUCAAUAUGGUGUUUGCUGGUCGCUACAUCAUCUUGCUCAUGGGGAUCUUCUCCAUCUACACAGGCAUCAUUUAUAAUGAUUGCUUCUCCAAAUCACUUAACAUGUUUGGUUCUGGAUGGAGUGUGAGGCCCAUGUUUGGACCCAAAGGAGCCAAUUGGUCAUUUGAAACACUUGAAGGAAACGCAGUGCUCCAGUUGGACCCAGCAAUUCCUGGCGUGUUCAAUGGCCCUUAUCCUCUAGGAAUUGACCCGAUCUGGAACGUUGCCACCAACAAACUGACGUUCCUCAACUCGUUUAAAAUGAAGAUGUCUGUCAUCCUCGGUGUCAUCCACAUGCUGUUUGGAGUAACUCUCAGUCUUUUUAACCAUCUGUACUUCAAGAAGCCUCUCAACAUCUUCCUGGGCUUCAUCCCCGAGAUUGUCUUCAUGUCCAGCCUGUUUGGUUACCUGGUCCUGCUGGUCUUCUACAAGUGGAUGGCUUAUGAUGCAUUCACAUCAAAAGAUGCUCCGAGCCUGCUCAUCCACUUUAUCAACAUGUGCCUCUUCAAUUACAGUGACCCCACUACCAAAUCCCUCUAUGCGGGACAGAUGGGGAUCCAGGUUUUGUUGGUGCUCAUUGCCCUUGCAUGUGUACCCUGUAUGCUGGUUGUGAAAACUAUGGUGCUUCGGCGUCAGCACCUGUGGAAAAAGCACCUGUCACAGAAGAGGCAAGAAACCCCUGCAGAGAAUCUAGAGCAAUCUUUAGAGCGAACAGGCGUGUCCUCAUCAUGCACCGGACUCACCCAACAGGGCACACAGAAGUUUGGAGGGGUGCGGGUGGGCAACGGGCCCACGGAGGAUGAGGCUGGCAUCAUGGACCACGACCAGCUCUCCCAGCACUCAGAUGAAGGUGAUGAGCAUGCGGAGGAAGAACCGUUUGACUUUGGUGAUUUGGCUGUCCAUCAGGCCAUCCACACCAUAGAGUACUGUCUAGGAUGCAUUUCCAACACGGCAUCUUAUCUCCGUCUGUGGGCCCUCAGCCUGGCUCAUGCCCAGCUGUCAGAGGUGCUCUGGUCCAUGGUAAUGCACCUUGGUUUGUCUUCCCGGAGUGGUGGAGGGUUUUUUGGCCUCACAAUCAUCUUCGCAGCAUUUGCUACCCUCACGGUUGCCAUUCUGCUCAUCAUGGAGGGGCUGUCUGCCUUUUUGCAUGCCCUGCGUCUUCACUGGGUGGAGUUCCAGAACAAGUUCUAUUCGGGCCAGGGUUUCAAAUUUGUCCCCUUUUCAUUUGAGAGCAUCCUGGAUGGAAGAUUUGAUGAAUGACCUUUUGGAGUCCUGAGUCUUCUCUUUUUUUCCUGUUGGUGUGUGAGUGCACACGAACCCUCCUGCAAAUCUCUGCAUCCCUCUAGUGGCAUUCCUAAUCCCCUCCAAAAUAGUUGUGUUGUUUGUGGUAUUAGUAUACAUGUAUACAGCAUUGUAAAAGGUUUCCAAUGCGACAUACUGUAACCCGUCAUGCUUGCUGGUUUAAUGUCACCCCCCCUCCCUUUUUGAUGGCUUCAGUAUGGGUGUUUAAGGCUUCGCCAUUACAAUAAGGUGUAAUUUCCUGUUGUGAGUCUGAAUUCUCCAUGUUUUGAAUGGUACAAGAGCAACAUGUCUGUACAGUUUUGAAAAUCUAAGCUCUGGAAACAAUUUUGUCAUAUCCACUUCAUUCAUGGAAAUAACCAAGACCAUCAUGCACCUGAAAAUACACAACCAGGCUGACUAUUUACUGUAACCCUGAGUGCCAUUGGAAUGAAAAUGAUCAGUACAAGGAAAUGUAGUGAGAAUGUGAAGGGGUAAUAUUGUAUUGUAUGGAUUGCACCAGUCACUGGGAAAAAAAAUACCAGAUGAAAAAUGAAAUUUAUUCUUCACAUUUGUGAGAAAAAAAGUUUAAGGAGAGGGUCUUACUUGCAGAAUGAUACUUUUAAUAUUUACAGUAUGUCAGGCUUUAAUUGCAGUAUUGAUGGAAAGCUAUGUGGAAAGCCGCAUCCUUUCAUCCAUCCAUUCAUCCAUCCAUUUUCUUUGCCGCUUAUCCUCACAAAGGUUGCAGGGGGAAAGCCGCAUCAUUAUUUUAAUAUUAUUUUCCUACAAAAUUUAUGAAGAGACAAUCAGUAAACUAAGUACAGUAAUUCCACACAGUAUUGUUAUUCUGAGAUGAUCAAAUAGCUACAGUACCUUUGGCAAGACUGACUAAUACCUGGUGUCUCCUGCAUGUCUUUUGUGUAAAUUGUGGGUCAUAGAUUGUCUUUAUAAUAUCAAAUGAUCACAUUGUGAUCAUCUGUGAGGUGUGAAAUAAAAUGUACGAAUAUGAAAAAGAAUUCCAACACCCACUAAUGAUGUUGUACAUUCCAUCGAAGUAGACAGGAAGAAACAAAAAUCAUUGCAUUUACUGUAUAAAUGCAAUGAAUGUAAUUUUAUUGUAUUGCUGUCAUUUCAUAGCGUGAACAAUUCUGUUCAACUGCAGUUGCCUCUCAAUGACGUACCUAAAUGAAAACUAUA
Messenger RNA from Syngnathoides biaculeatus (alligator pipefish), 3951 nucleotides. RefSeq names its product V-type proton ATPase 116 kDa subunit a 1-like. Gene Ontology annotation, biological process: vacuolar acidification; proton transmembrane transport. Gene Ontology annotation, molecular function: proton-transporting ATPase activity, rotational mechanism; ATPase binding. The record is from RefSeq and is a predicted model, not a curated record. NCBI's taxonomy places the organism in Eukaryota, Metazoa, Chordata, Actinopteri, Syngnathiformes, Syngnathidae. The transcript has 22 exons. The coding region runs from base 121 to 2736 and encodes 871 amino acids. Gene Ontology annotation, cellular component: vacuolar proton-transporting V-type ATPase complex; plasma membrane; vacuolar proton-transporting V-type ATPase, V0 domain.